Messenger RNA from Coturnix japonica (Japanese quail), 2328 nucleotides. NCBI's taxonomy places the organism in Eukaryota, Metazoa, Chordata, Aves, Galliformes, Phasianidae. The record is from RefSeq and is a predicted model, not a curated record.
CAGAAUAUCAACAGCACAGUGCCAAGCCGUGUCCAUGCCUCUGCCCCCAUCCAAACACAGCUGUGAGGAGCGUGGAGUCCAGUGGGCUUGAUGAAAGGGAAAAAUCACUGGAUUACACAGUUUCUGUAGAUUAAAACCCUGAAUGCUUUAUCUGAUUCACGUCCUGCUGGAUGCUGAUGUGGAGCUACUGAAGCGUAAAAAACGACCUGCAGCAAAGGCUACAAAAGAGAUUGGAUUCAGAGAAACUGAAAACUAACCUUCGUCGCUUUGCCAGCCUAAAAUUUAACGCGACCAAAUUUCCUACAGCAUGUCCAGCAAUCAUUCAGCCGUAUCUCAAGAAACCCACAGCACUCACAGUGCUGGAGCAUCUUCUGAGUCAAUGAUGCCAUCUGCAUGUGAAGAAGAGUCAGUCUGUGAGAGUCUCACUUCUGAACCUGGAAUGGAAACCUACCUUGUGUCAGAAUUCCAAGAGGAGGAUGAAGAAUCCAUUCACAGAAACCCAUUUACAGUUCCUGCAGAUAUUGAUAUUUUCGCACUAAGGAGCAAGGAUAGAAAACAGGCAAAGGCGGAACAUGAAAAGAUGAAGACCAUGAAAAUUCAUGAGAAAAUGACUUGCUCCUUUAAAAACAAGGCAAAGGAAAGAGGGGUUAGGAAAGCUUUGCAAAAGGAAGAGGAAGAAGAAAGCAGAAAACAGGCAACAGAUGAAGAAAGACUGAAAGCUCUUCAGGAGUGUCUUUCAUGGAAGAUAGCCAUGAAAAAAGAUUACCCAUUAGAAAAAGAAAGUUUCCAUGACUACAUAAGGGACAGAAGAGAGACAUUUUUGCUUGAGUAUGCCAUAGCAAUUAAGAAAGAAGAGAUUCAAAAGUUGGAGAACAUAGCAAGGAAAGAGGAAAGAAAACUGGAAAAGGCUGAACAUAACCUGGAGAAAGAUAUUGACAUAUUUGAUGAGUACCUGAAGGAGAGCCACAAAAGCUCUGUUCAAGCCCUGAAAAUUUCUGAAAAAGAAUCUGCAGCAAAAGCAAAGAGAAUAGUAGAGAUCCACUCAAUUAGUUCCCAAAUAAUGAGCCUCCGAAGCGAUAUAACCAGAUUUGAGAAUUCUCUGCGAGAGUACAAGACGUACAAAGACUUCCUCUAUCAGCUAUCUCCAAAAGAAUGGCAGGAGGAAUAUGAAAAAAAGCACGGAAAGCAGUUGAAAACUGAUAAAGAAAGUGCCUCAGAGAAGGACCAGGAUCUGACCAUCGGGAUGAGCACGAGUGGUAUAGAUGUGCCAGUUUCUCUGCUGUCUGCAGAAAGUUUGAACUCAAGUUUAUCAUAUGGGAGCAAACCACAGGUCAAAAACCUCCCGAAACAUCUCACGACAGAAAAUCCACAUUCAUCAGAGGAUCAAGAGAGUGAAAUCUGCUUGGAUGAUGAUGAGGAGCCUGAGCUGUAUUUUACCGACCCCCAACAACUGCUGUCUGUUUUCACGGAGAUGGAGGAACAGAACUUUUCCUACCUCUGUAAUUUCCAGGAGACAGAGAGAGAAAUGCAUGAGCUCCAACACACCUUCAUCAACACACAACAAAAGAAGGACGAGGAGCAAGCACAGCUGAAAGAAGCUUCACUCACCUUGAAAUCCACUGUCACCAAAUUGGAAGAGAGAGCAGCAGAGUUGAAGCUCAAAGUUGAAGACUAUUCCUCAGAGCACAAAGCAGAUGCCCAGGAUAAAAUGCUUGCAAGCUUGGGAAAAAAGGUGCGGGAGAUCCAUAGUCACUGCAUCGGAGAAAGUGGGGAAGGCAUGGAGAUAAUGGAGAUGCUGGCAGCGAUAGAAAAAAAGCUCAUUGAGUUACUGGAUCACCUGGAAAGAAUUCCAGCUGCAAAGAUAGCAGAGAUUGAAAAAGCCAAAAGAAAAGAACGGAGAAUGAGGCUGAAGGAAGAAAAGGAACGACAGCAGAAACAACUGCAGGAGGAAAAACUGCAACGGGCCCUGGCGAGAGCACAGGCAAUCACAGAGAGAAAGAUCACCAGAAGGCUGAUGUUCCGCUCCAGCCCACCUGCCAGGAGGGAAAAGAAGCAGCACAGCCAAGAACAAAGUGAUAAGAAAAAAGAAGAACUACUGUACUAUUUCACUUGACAGCACAGCUUUCACUAUGUAACGUAGGGUUGAUAUUACUCUUGAAAAAGGUUUCUGUAGCUCCAGUCUGAGCCUGGGCUGUUUGUAUUGUGAAAACUUCAUGGCCUCAUGAAACUCCUCCUACCCCAAGACCCGAAGGAAAGGAGCCAGUGUGCGGGAACUACUGAUUGUUUUGCUUAACUAAGGAAAUAAAAUGCUCUUAUUUUGCUUCUUUA